CAAAGCUCAUUUCAUAUCUUCAUUUUCAUUUCAUUUCAUUUCAUUUUUAGGGUUUCCAUUUUUAAAUUCGAAAAUUCUCUCUUCUUCGCUUCGUUUUUGUCGAAGUCUCUCCUUACCCCAAAUCCCUAAUUUUCUUUACUUCUUUCCUAAACUCCGAUCAGUUGGAGCCUCAAGCACAAACUAGACUCGGCCCCUGGAGCUCCAGUGGCAAAGAGAUAAGUUUAGGUACAUUUCCUUUGUGAUGAAGGUUUGCCUUUCUGAAAUCGAAGUCAUCUUUCUAACAUUGGCAGGUAAUUCACAUAGUUUUCUGGAUUUUUUUGUUCGUUCGUUAAUUCAAUUUGCAUGCGUAAGUUGGAUAAAACUCAUUCUAGACGGGAUGGAUCUAGAUCCCUGGCUGAUAUUCUCACGAAGUGGAAAGAAUAUAAUGAGCAACUUGAUUCCUCCAACGGUGAGGAAAAACCAGUCCGUAAAGUUCCUGCCAAGGGUUCGAAGAAGGGAUGUAUGAAAGGUAAGGGAGGCCCAGAGAACUCACGUUGUAAUUACAGAGGUGUUCGGCAGAGGACAUGGGGAAAGUGGGUUGCAGAAAUCCGGGAGCCAAACCGGGGUAAGAGGUUGUGGCUAGGUACUUUUCCAACAGCCAUUGGAGCUGCACUGGCGUAUGAUGAAGCUGCCAGAGCCAUGUAUGGUUCCGCCGCCCGCCUCAACUUUCCCAAUGUUAAGAUUUCAUCUUUCUUAAAGGAUUCUCCAAAGGAUUCUUCUUUAGUUGCAACAACAUCAGGGUCUUCUUCAGUGGCAACUGCCGGAGGGUCUGAGUCGUCAGACGAAUCUGAGGGUUCUGCAUCAGAGGGCAUUGAUCUGAAGCCUGUUUCUCCAAGUGUAAAGCAUGAUGAUGGGGUAAGUGAAUUGAGAGCCAAUUCGUCGCCUCCUCGAGUAUUAUGAUGUAUAUUUUCCAUAUUUUUACUUGGGUGAUGGCCAGAAUUUUCACAUAUGUGUAUUCAGGUAUGGCUGGAUUUUGAUACUUGUAUUUUGGUGGUGGCUGGAAAUUUAACAUUUGCGCUUCACUGGUGCGCUAUAAUAUCUGUCUUUUUCUA
Messenger RNA from Quercus robur (English oak), 1091 nucleotides. Its product is annotated as putative dehydration-responsive element-binding protein 2H. Gene Ontology annotation, molecular function: DNA-binding transcription factor activity; transcription cis-regulatory region binding. The record is from RefSeq and is a predicted model, not a curated record. The coding region runs from base 343 to 939 and encodes 198 amino acids. Gene Ontology annotation, biological process: response to stress; positive regulation of DNA-templated transcription. Gene Ontology annotation, cellular component: nucleus. The transcript has 3 exons. NCBI's taxonomy places the organism in Eukaryota, Viridiplantae, Streptophyta, Magnoliopsida, Fagales, Fagaceae.